UAAACACUUAUUGUGUUGUUCUACUUAUCUUGAACUAACAUGCCUGAACCAGCGAAGUCCGCUCCUAAGAAGGGCUCCAAGAAGGCCGUCACCAAGACCGCCGCUAAAGGAGGAAAGAAGCGCAGAAAGUCCAGGAAGGAGAGCUACGCUAUCUACGUGUACAAAGUGCUGAAGCAGGUCCAUCCUGACACCGGCAUCUCUUCGAAGGCGAUGGGGAUCAUGAACUCUUUCGUCAACGACAUCUUCGAGCGCAUCGCCGGUGAGUCGUCUCGUCUCGCUCACUACAACAAGCGCUCCACCAUCACCUCGAGAGAGAUCCAGACCGCCGUGCGUCUGCUGCUGCCCGGAGAGCUGGCCAAACACGCCGUGUCUGAGGGCACCAAGGCCGUCACCAAGUACACCAGCUCCAAGUAGAUCUCCGCUUCGACUCCGAGACACAAAGGCUCUUUUAAGAGCCACCCAUCUCAUCACUUAAAGAGCUUACAGUAUAUAAUAGUCAUUGGCUAUAUCUAAAGUAUACAUAUUUGGCCGAUAAGACCCGUUGUUCUACACCGCAGUCCUAUAUCACGGUGGUAACGGUUUUUGAGAUAGUUCUGUAAAAGACGAAGGUAUUUGGGGUUUGAACUCUGUAUGUGACCAAUGGGCUUGAUCUGUUCUUCUGUGUAAUUCUAUGAUUCUGAUGACUUUAUCAAAGCUUUUUGGGCAU
Messenger RNA from Carassius auratus (goldfish), 706 nucleotides. RefSeq names its product histone H2B. Gene Ontology annotation, molecular function: protein heterodimerization activity; structural constituent of chromatin; DNA binding. The transcript has a single exon. Bases 40 to 414 code for a protein of 124 amino acids. The record is from RefSeq and is a predicted model, not a curated record. NCBI's taxonomy places the organism in Eukaryota, Metazoa, Chordata, Actinopteri, Cypriniformes, Cyprinidae. Gene Ontology annotation, cellular component: nucleosome.